This is a messenger RNA of Diutina rugosa, 654 nucleotides long. It is a transcript of the gene ATP4, whose product is annotated as F1F0 ATP synthase subunit 4. The transcript has a single exon. Lineage: Eukaryota; Fungi; Ascomycota; Pichiomycetes; Serinales; Debaryomycetaceae. Gene Ontology annotation, molecular function: proton transmembrane transporter activity. Bases 1 to 654 code for a protein of 217 amino acids. Gene Ontology annotation, biological process: proton motive force-driven ATP synthesis. The record is from RefSeq and is a predicted model, not a curated record.
AUGAGUACUAACUAUUAUAGUAUUGGUGUCAGAUACAUGGCGACUCAGAACCCCACUCCUGAGCAAAAGGCCAACUCCAUUGUUGAGGCUCUCCCCGGUAACAACUUCAUGACCAAGACUGCCACCUUGGCUACCGCUGCCGGUGCCGCUAUCUACGGUAUUGCCAACAACUUCCUCAUCAUCCACGACGAAACCAUCUUGGUCGUCACCUUCACUGCUUUCGCCACCCUUGUCGCCAAGUUUGUUGCCCCCUUGUUCACUGAAUGGGCUAACGGUGAAAUCACUAAGGUUAACGGUUUGUUGAACGACGCCAGAAACAAGCACGUCAACGCUGUUCAAGGUAGAAUUGACUCUGUCUCGCAAUUGAAGGAUGUUGUUCCCUUGACCAAGGACUUGUUUGCCAUCUCGAAGCAAACUGCUGAAUUGGAAGCCAAGGCCUUCGAAUUGAAGCAACAAAUUGCCGUUGUUAACGAAGCCAAGUCGACCUUGGACUCGUGGGUCAGAUUUGAACAGGCUCAAAGACAAUUGGAACAAGAGCAAUUGAUCAAGCAAGUUACUGAAAAGGUCAAGUCGGAAGUUGAGAACCCUAAGUUCCAAGACAAGGUGUUGGCUGAAGCCGUCUCGGAAGUUGAAAAGUUGUUCGCUAAGAACUAA